Molecule: messenger RNA, 927 nt
Organism: Fusarium poae
Lineage: Eukaryota; Fungi; Ascomycota; Sordariomycetes; Hypocreales; Nectriaceae
Exons: 2
Coding region: 1-927 (308 amino acids)
Source: RefSeq, a predicted model, not a curated record
AUGACAUCCACUUCCACUGACCCUGCGGGGAUUCCAGUGUCCACAAGCGAAUUGUGCUCUUCCUCAAUCUUCAGCACGAACCCUCGAUUCUCAAGCGGCGAUGUCCAAGAGCGCAUGGCUCGAAAGCGUAAAACGACCGCAAAUACUUGGGCUCACGCCCGUGAGCCCCUCAAUUCGGAGCCAUCUCGUUGCGGUCGCAAAAAUGAGAAGAUUUACUACUGCAUGCAUUGUAUACACGGCAUUGAGCUGGAAGCCCAUGAACAUCCGAUUAAAAAACGGCGUGACCGUCUGAUUCAGGAUGCUUUCGCCAAGGCCGGCGAUAUGCAUGCUGCAAAGCAACUGGCAAAACGAGAAGAAACUCUGAGACAUGCCAUCAAUCACAAAGCAGCGUUGGAGGCACUUAUUCAGCUCGUGACUGUCCGUAAUCUCUCUUACAACUGCAGUUCUUGGCCAGAGCUUCAUGCGCUCAUUUCUGCAGUCAAUCCUGCGGCAGAUGACCUCAUCAGCCUUUCUCACGGCUCCAUACAGAAGCUUGUCUCCAAUUCCUUUCGUGUACACAAAGACAUGUUGCGAAGAAAAUUGCAGUCUACACCAUGGAAACUUCAUCUCUCUGCUGACGUGUGGUCUGCUCCAAAUCACAAAGCUUUCCUUGGUAUAUGCGUCAAAUUUGUAGAUCCGGAUGCAAAGGAAGCGCUGCAGGCACUAUUAGCUUUGUCGGAGUUGCCAGGUCUUGACGGGCCGGGUAGUCACGGUGGUGCCGAACAAUGGAAGCUUCUUCAGCACGUAUGCAUGAAGAGUUGGAUCAAAAGCGGGAUAACACAAGGUUACCCGGUAGAUUUACUUGAAGCGGAAGGUAUUGAGGAUAACAACGUAGAGGGGCUAGAUGAUUCGGCUGGCUGGCAGAGCUCCAACCCAGAUUCGGUUUAG